Molecule: messenger RNA, 2912 nt
Organism: Paramisgurnus dabryanus
Lineage: Eukaryota; Metazoa; Chordata; Actinopteri; Cypriniformes; Cobitidae
Product: aquaporin-4
Biological process (GO): transmembrane transport; water transport
Cellular component (GO): plasma membrane
Molecular function (GO): water channel activity
Source: RefSeq, a predicted model, not a curated record
CACACACUGACACACAAACAUCACGAUAAACAUACAGAUUGACUGACGGAUUAAGUUCAUACCACCUGGAAUGGCAAUAAAAGAGGAACUGAGGAGUCGUCAGUUUUGGCAGGGGAUUCUGGCUGAGGUUUUGGGUUCUCUGGUCUUUGUAUCUGCUGUGUUGGGUUCUUUAGUUCCGGGGUCGGACGGGGUCUCCCCAGGGCCCAUCUAUCCAGCACUGGCUGCUGGUAUGGCCACUGUUGUUCUGGGAUAUUGUUUUGGUGAAAUCAGUGGGGCGCAGGUGAAUCCUGCAAUGACUGUGGCCCUUAUGGCAACAAGGAAGGUGGACGUCUUCAGGGCUCUGGUUUAUCUGGUUGCUCAGUGUCUGGGUGGAAUCCUGGCAACUGGUUUGCUUUACGUCUGCCUGCCUCUGAAAUCCAUUGCGCAAAACUUCAUUAACAAGGUUCCAGUGGACAUGAAUGCAGGUCAAGCUCUUGGCAUGGAGAUGCUCGCCACAUUUCUGUUGGGUUUUACUGUAUUCUCUGUAGAAGAUCAACGCAGGAGGGAAAGCACUGAACCUGGAAACUUGGGCAUUGGGUUCGCUGUAAGCACUGCAAUCUUCAUUGCUGGCAGAUUUUCCGGUGCUAGCUUGAACCCGGCCCGAUCCCUUGGUCCAGCUAUAAUACUCGGUUACUGGGAGCACCACUGGGUCUACUGGAUUGGGCCAAUAUCAGGUGCAGUCCUGGCUGGGAUGUCUCAUGAGUUCAUCUUUGCCCACAGUGCAUCCAGACAGAAGUUAGUUGCUUGUCUUACCUGUAAAGACAUUGACAUUGUGGAGACAGCCAGCGUAUCUCGAUCUUCUCUCUCCACUGUCACACAGAGCGCCAUGAGAAACAAACAAAGCAACAAACUUGAGCACAGCUAAACUAAAGCUCAAGAGAGUUCAGCAAGCACAGAGUGUUUGUAAAGUUUUCCACCAAUUAGUUAAGCCUUCGAACCACACAGGACCAAACCUCUCCAUCUGAAAGAUGAAUUCCUGUUGGAAUUACACUCAUGAAAAUGUAUAACGGUUAACAGUGUUGGGGAAAGUUACAUUUAAAAGUAAUGCAUUACAAUAUUAAGUUACUCCCCAAAAAAGUAACUAAUUGCGUUACUUAGUUACUUUUCAUGGAAAGUAAUGCUUACAUUACUUUUAAGUUACUUUUGCGUUACUUUUUCUUACUUGGCUGAGGCUUGAUCUCUUUCAGGCCUUGCAGGUGUUUUUUAUGAUUGCAAAAAUGUCAUCUCCAUUUCUGAUUCAAAAUGUUCUCGCUCAGGCGCACAGGGUGCGUAAUUCUACGUUAACAUGUUCAGUUUAAUUUAAUACAUUAUUUUAUUUUAUAAAUUUAAUUAAUUCAACUGAAAAGUAACUCAAAUUACUUUUUUUAAAAAGUAACUCAAAUAUUAAUGUGUACAUUUAUAAAGUAAUGUGUUACUUUACUCGUUACUUUAGAAAAGUAAUAUUAUUAUGUAAUGCACGUUACUUGUAAUGCGUUAAGGGCUCGUUAUAUUCGUGUGUAGGUCCUACAGCGUACUUUUGCGUUGUCGUCCGCGUCGACGUGCAAACACAUGCGCAGACCGCUGGUAGGCAGUAACCAUGCGUGUAACCACAGUAGCAUCGUGAACGUAAAAGAAGAAGAAGCUUAGCAAGUUAACCCACAAACGAAGAAGAAACGGCAACUUGUUGUGUAUAAUUUAAGAAGACCAGCAAUGAUGGAAGUAAAUAAACAUCGACUUUUGAUGCAGUUUGAGUUAAAUCACUCCUCAACUUGGCUCAUCUUUGUUUUCACCGUCACAAAUGGAAAUACCUAUGACGCAGUUUUUUUUACCUGACGGGAGGGGUUCUGGUGGACCAAUCACAGCGCUUGUGGUCCGCGUAGAUCUGACGCGCUGUUAAAAUUUUUGCGAGGUGCACAUCAGGCUACGCAGAGCUACGCACAGGCUACGGCUUAGAACCUACGCACGACUUUAAAUCAGGCUUUACCCCAACACUGACGAUUAAAAAGUAAUGAAAACUUAUGGGGCAUUUUUAAAGUACUCAUAUUACCUUGUUACAUAUUUUACAUUUUUUGUAAUUUACAUUGAAAUUUUUAUUUUAAACUGUUUAUUUUUGACCGUGCAGUUCUAGAGUUGGGCUUUUACGAUGACUAACUAAAAGUUAACUUAAAAGUAAAUCGUCUAAUUUAUAAAAUGAUAAAUACUUUUUAACUGAGUGUUGUAUAAAGGGUUAUUUUUAGAAUGUACAGUUAAAGUUUUUAACUCGUCAACUGGUGGGGUAGUGUAACAAACCAACAUAACUUUACAGCCAAGAGACCUGAAGUAAUCAAACACCCAUUAAUACUUUCAUAAAAAGACAUCUCCACUGAAAGCCCUAUUCUUCUUUCUACUUAAAAUUUCAAGUAAUUAUGACAAAACAUACGCAACUUAAACAUUUUAAAUAAUUAAAUUUAUUAACUUACAAAAACCAUAUACUUAAAAUUCAAGUGCAAUUAAAUUUCAGUACAAACUCCCGUGAGGAAUGCCUAUGAGCCCUUGUGCCUGAAAAUGUUGAAUUAAGUUUGGUCAAAGAAUAGCAACUGAUGGGACAUAAAAACUUUGUAGUGUUGUGAAAUCACUUUAAUAAAUUGGUUUAUCUGGAUGGUUCUUGGAAAUUAACCUAUUCAGAAAGUGAUUUAUAGAUUCAUGCACUGCAACAUGUUUUAUUUAUUUUUGUUUGUUUGUUUAUUUAUUUAUUUAUUGUGGUGAAAUAUUUAGUUAAAUACUGCUGUUUUGAUGAUUUUUAUUUUAGUUGUAUUACUGUAUGUUGUGUAUAUUUUUCCUCAGUUAACCAUUCAGGUUCUUAGAAUAAUCAUGUAUUUCAUAAUUUUUUGUUUUUGCAAAAAUGGUUGGCUUGG